GGAGGAGGAUGAGGAGCUCGACGAAGAUGCAGAAGGCGAAGAGGAGGAGGAAGAGGAGGUGAUCUCUCAACGUGACUUCGAGUGAUGAUGAUGGCGAGGACGAGCUAGACGAAGAAGACGCACCCGAAGUCUUACCAAAAGCCACGACCUCUCGGACAGCCGCGAAACAAGCCAGAGCACAGGCGACCGCUUCCACCAGCAAAACAGGUACCAGCAUGAGUGGUGAUUCCACCACUGCGUCGUCCACACGAGUAGCUCAGAGUUCCCCUAGCGCUGCCCUCAAGAUCAAGUUUAGCGUCAAAGGGAAAGGUCUUCCUUCGUCUGUCGACCUCGGUGGAUCAGGGACAAAGCGACCUUCAAGAGCUGCAGCUAGGAAAAGUUCAAAACGGACAAAGAUGGUCGCGAUGGAUGUUGAUCUGGGGAGCGACGAAGACGAACUUGACGUCAUGGAAGAAGGAGAUGACCCGACGGACGAGCUGGAUUCAGGCCAGAACUCCGCUCAGAGGUCUACGAGUCCUUCCAAGAUGACAGCAAGACAAAGGGCUAGAGGCAACAAGGAUCUGCAGGAGACAUUGCUAGAGUUGCCGCAUGGCAAUGAAGGCUCCAGUAAAAAGCAGCUCAUAUUGACGGAAGCAGAGAGGAUACAAAGGCGUGAAGAGGUUGCCAGGCGGAGGAAGCGACAGACGGAGCAAAAGCUGCAGGAUGAGCAGGACCAAACGAUCAAUCGACUACUUCGUGCUCAGACUGGCAGAUCAAGAGCUAAGCUCGACGUCCCCUCGCCAGGUGAAGAAGGUGGAACGGGAGGAGGCGGAUCAGGAGUCGGUGGCUCUCGCUACCCUUCACCAUCAAGACGGACGACUACUGCGGCCCCACUGGAGAAUAUGAUCAGGUGGAUCAGCUCAAUACAAGAUGACAAUGUCGUUCUGAGAGUUGCUGCGCCAGCAGGGAAAGAGGAUUGGAUCGCGGUCAGUGAUGCGACACUCGCCGAAGAUUCGACAGACACCAAACCGGUGCUUCGGCGCGAUGCGCGAGGAACGUGUGGAGUAGAUGGGUGUGAUGCUGAGCGCAAAUAUAGAAGUGUAAAAAAGUUUGAAACAGGCGGCUGUAGUAUGGAGCAUCUUAGAGCCGUAGAGGCGGGGCUGGCUUAGGUAUCUAGAACGCAUGACGACGAUGUGACGAUCUAAUGUGUGAAUGAGGCGCAAGCUCGAGGCCGCA
Kockovaella imperatae is the source of this 1215-nucleotide messenger RNA. RefSeq lists its product as hypothetical. The transcript has 5 exons. The record is from RefSeq and is a predicted model, not a curated record. The coding region runs from base 216 to 1148 and encodes 310 amino acids. Gene Ontology annotation, biological process: chromatin remodeling. Gene Ontology annotation, cellular component: Ino80 complex. NCBI's taxonomy places the organism in Eukaryota, Fungi, Basidiomycota, Tremellomycetes, Tremellales, Cuniculitremaceae.